UGCUCGUUUACACUGCACACUAUACACACCAUGUCGGCGCAGUACGACCGUCUGCCAGCCGACGAGAGGGCAAGCUUUGAGCUCACCGAGCGCGGCGCCGACGCCAACGCCUCGGCCUCGGGCAGCUCGCCCCGCAGCGGCGCACCGCCGCCGCCGUACCGACACUCGCUCGACAGCGUGGGCUCGGGCUCGGACAUUGUCUACCGCGACACGCUGGACGCGGACCCGUUUGACGAGAAGGCCUCGGCCGCGCGGUAUAGCGAGCAGGCUGAGCGCGAGGACGGCGACGACGUCGAUGAGGACGGUAUCGGGUUCCCUGUCGAGCCUCGGCGGCUCCGCCCGCGCAAGAAGUCGCGCAAGAUCCUCGCGGCGCUGAUAUUCAUCGUGCUCGGAGCCGCGGCCAUCGGCAUCCUCGCUGCCUCGGGCUACUCUACCCCGUCGUACAUGGUCAAGAAUGGCAACCGGCACAUCACUAUGGACCAUGUGUUCAACGGCACGUUCAACGCGCACUUCAAGGGCCUCGCAUGGGUCAAGGAGGCUGCAGACGGCACAUACUCUGAGAUCGAUCCCGCGACCAACAACAUUGUGCUGUCGACGAUUGGCGUUGAGAACAAGACGAGGAUCCUCGUCGCCGCCGAGGAUGUCAAGGACCCCGCCACGGGCGAGAAGCUGCACUGGGACGCGUGGGGGCUGUCCGCCGACGCCAAGUACGUCCUCUUCCGCACCAACACCAAGAAGCAGUGGCGCCACUCGUACUUUGCAAACUACUACGUCCACCGCCUGGCGACCAAGAAGACGUUUGCGCUCUGGGCGCCGGCCGACGUGCCCGCCGUGUCCUACGUCAAGUGGUCGCCGACGGGCCACGCGCUGGCGUUGGUUCACGAGAACGACCUGUACGUCGUCCCCGACGCCGAGCUGGUCCAGUCCACGCCCACGCCUAUCCGCGUCACCGACGACGGCUCGGCUGUGGUCUUCAACGGCGUCCCGGACUGGGUGUACGAGGAGGAGGUGUUCCAGACCAACUAUGCCCUGUGGUGGUCGCCCAACUCUGAGACUGUCGCCUUUGUCCGCAGCAACGAGACGGAAGUCAAAGAGUUCAAGCUCCAGUACUACAACCCCACCGACGACGCGUUCUCGGUCCACCCGUACCUCACCGAGCUGGACAUGCGGUACCCCAAGCCCGGAACCCCGAACCCGCUUACUUCGGUGUACACGUUCUCGUUGCGGUCGUACCUGAACAAGGCUACGCUGGAUGCUUCGAAGCAGGUGCUGCACUGGGCUGGUGAGAUGGAGCAGAAGGACCGCAUCAUCGUCGAAGUCGCAUGGGUUGCCGACGACGGACUUAUCGUCAAGGAGAUUGACCGCGCCGCGCGCGUUGGCCAGGUUGUCGUCUUCACCGGCGGCAAGGCCGAGGGCCAGGUCGUCCGCAAGCUUGGCAAGGACGGCGAGGAGGGCGACGACGGCUGGAUUGACCACGGACAGAACGCGCUCCCCGUCAAGGCGCCAGUGGAGGGAUACCUCGACAUUGUGCCCAAGGACGGGUUCGACCACAUUGCGCUGUUCAUGCCCAUCAACGCGACGCAGCCGAUCUGGAUCACGUCGGGCGAGUGGGAGGUGACCAAGAUCAACGGCAUCCACGAGGAGACUGGCACAGUGUUCUACACUGCUGCCAACCCGUCGAUCGACAGGCACGUCCACUCCGUCAACCUCCCCACCACCACCUCGCUGGUCGCGUACGAAGCCGUGUCGGUCGCGCUCACGGACACGUCGGCACCGGGCUACUACGACGUGAGCUUCUCCCCCAAGGCAGGCUACUACAGCCUCACGUACCGUGGACCCCAUGUCCCAUGGCAGCGUGUCGUCCAGGUUGGUGAGGGUGGGCUGGACCUCUUGCUCGAGGACAAUGCCGAGCUCAACACGACCAUCUCCGAGUUCCACCGGCCGAUCGAGACGCGCACCACGUUUGCGAUCAACGGCAACGACCUGAACGUGCAGGAGAUCUGGCCGCCCAACAUCGACACGUCGGGCCGCAAAAAGUACCCCCUCCUGAUCGAGGUGUACGGCGGGCCGUACUCGCAAAAGGUGUCCAACAUGUUCCGGCGCGACUGGCACACGUUCCUGGCCUGCGAGCAAAAGUACAUCAUUGUGCGCAUCGACGGCCGCGGCACAGGCUUCAAGGGCCGCAAGCUGCGCAACCCCAUCCGCGACAACCUUGGCACGCCAGAGGUCGAGGACCAGAUCGCCGCCGCCCGCGAGCUCAUCAAGCGCAAGUACAUUGACCGCAGCCGCGUGGGUAUCUGGGGCUGGAGCUACGGCGGCUUCAUGACGCUCAAGACGCUCGAGGCGAAGUCGGACCUGUUCAACCUGGGUAUGGCCGUCGCACCAGUCACCGACUGGCGGUUCUACGACUCGGUCUACACCGAGCGCUACAUGAACACGCCAGAGGCCAACAAGGACGGCUACGACCGCACGGCCGUGACCAACGUGACCAACUUUGCCGGGCUCGACCUGCUGCUUGCCCACGGCACGGGCGACGACAACGUCCACUUUGCCAACAUGGCGUCGCUGGUCGACAAGCUCACCCAGGAGCGCGUGCGCGGCUGGCGCAUGCGCACCUUUACCGAUUCGGACCACGGCAUUUCGACCCGCGGCGCUAACCGCGAGCUGUACGAGUGGAUGACCGAAUACCUCCAGGAGAAGUGGGGCCACGGCGGCAACGUGCAGCACUAGGACGUUGAUAGAUAGACUUGUCGUAGAUGCCCAUGUAUACCAUUGCAGCA
Messenger RNA from Vanrija pseudolonga, 2780 nucleotides. RefSeq names its product putative dipeptidyl-aminopeptidase B (gene DAPB). The coding region runs from base 31 to 2730 and encodes 899 amino acids. Gene Ontology annotation, cellular component: plasma membrane. NCBI's taxonomy places the organism in Eukaryota, Fungi, Basidiomycota, Tremellomycetes, Trichosporonales, Trichosporonaceae. Gene Ontology annotation, molecular function: serine-type endopeptidase activity; dipeptidyl-peptidase activity. The record is from RefSeq and is a predicted model, not a curated record. The transcript is spliced from 3 exons. Gene Ontology annotation, biological process: proteolysis.